This is a messenger RNA of Chrysemys picta bellii (western painted turtle), 3533 nucleotides long. It is a transcript of the gene NLN, whose product is annotated as neurolysin. Lineage: Eukaryota; Metazoa; Chordata; Testudines; Emydidae. Gene Ontology annotation, biological process: peptide metabolic process; proteolysis. Gene Ontology annotation, cellular component: mitochondrial intermembrane space. Gene Ontology annotation, molecular function: metalloendopeptidase activity. The record is from RefSeq and is a predicted model, not a curated record.
UGCGCAGCUCAGCGGAGCCGCCACUUGUCCGCGGGCACAUGGUAGCGGAGCGUGCGCCUGGGCUCGGGCGCCCCUAGCAGCUGCAGCCCCGCCGCCCCCAUGUUCUCCCUGUGCAGCGCUGCGGGCCGAGCGGUCAGCAGAGCUGGUGGUCCAAGGCUUUUACUGAGAAUGACAUUAGGAACAGAAAUUACUACCCAUCUCCAGGCCUCUUCAUAUGCAGCAUCAGACCGAAACUUUUUGAAAUGGGACCUGUCACCAGAGCAAAUCAGAACAAGGACAGAAGAUCUGAUCAUGAAAACAAAGCAAGUGUAUGACAACGUUGGAAUGCUUGAUUUUGAAAAAGUAACAUAUGAGAACACUAUGCAGGCUCUGGCCGACAUAGAAGUGGAGUAUACAGUGGAAAGAAGCAUGCUGGAUUUCCCGCAGCAUGUCUCGUCCAACAAAGAUGUGCGCUCAGCAAGCACAGAAGCUGACAAAAGACUUUCUUAUUUUGAUGUGGAGAUGAGCAUGAGAGAAGAUGUAUUUCAGAGGAUUGUUUAUUUGCAGCAAAUAUGUGAUCUUGGACAUCUAAAGCCUGAAGCUAAGCGAUACUUAGAAAAGUCAAUUCAAAUGGGGAAAAGGAAUGGACUCCAUCUUCCCAAAGAAGUCCAGAAUGAAAUAAAGACCAUGAAGAAAAAAUUGAGUGAGCUGUGUAUAGACUUCAACAAAAACCUCAAUGAGGAAAACACAUUUCUUAUGUUUUCUAAGGAUGAACUUCAAGCCCUUCCUGAUGACUUUAUUAAUAGUUUAGAGAAGACUGAAAAGAACAAGUAUAAAGUUACCUUAAAGUAUCCCGACUAUUUUUCUGUCAUGAAAAAGUGCUGCGUUCCAGAAACAAGAAGAAAAAUGGAAACUGCCUUUAACACAAGAUGCAAGGAGGAAAAUACUAAUAUUCUUCGGCAGUUGCUUCCCUUAAGGGCAAAAGUAGCAGAACUUCUUGGGUACAAUACACAUGCCAACUUUGUACUGGAGGUGAACACUGCAAAGAGCAUGGAUAAUGUAACAACCUUUUUAGAUGAUUUAAGUAAGAAGCUAAAACCACUGGGUGACGAGGAGAGAGAGUUUAUUCUGGAUUUGAAGAAAAAGGAGUGUGAAGAAAGAGGCUUUGACUAUGAUGGAAGAAUCAAUGCAUGGGAUUUACAUUAUUAUAUGAACAAGACAGAAGAGCUUAAAUAUUCCAUAGAUCAAGAGAAGCUGAAGGAAUACUUUCCAGUUGAAGCUGUUACACAAGGCUUAUUGAACAUUUACCAGAAGCUGCUUGGACUUGUAUUUGAGCAGGUAGAAAAUGCUCAUGUUUGGCAUGAGAGUGUUACUCUUUAUACAGUAAAAGACGAUUCAACAAGAGAAGUUUUAGGUCAGUUCUACUUAGACCUCUAUCCCAGAGAAGGGAAGUAUGGGCAUGCAGCAUGCUUUGGUCUCCAGCCUGGCUGCCUACGCUCUGAUGGCAGCAGAAUUAUGUCUGUAGCUGCUCUGGUGACCAACUUCACAAAACCAAUAUCAGAUCGCCCAUCAUUGCUGCGACACGAUGAGGUGAAGACUUACUUCCAUGAGUUUGGACACGUAAUGCACCAGAUAUGUGCACAGACCGACUUUGCUAGAUUUAGUGGAACUAAUGUGGAAACAGACUUUGUAGAAGUUCCUUCACAAAUGUUUGAGAACUGGGUAUGGGAAAAAGAACCUCUACAGCAAAUGUCAAAACAUUAUAAAGAUGGGAGCCAUGUUGCAGAUGCUCUUCUUGAGAAACUUGCUGCCUCUAGAAUGGCCAAUACAGGUCUUUUGACUCUUCGUCAGAUUGUUUUGAGCAAGGUUGACCAGUCCAUUCAUACCAAAUCAUCUGCUGACCCUGCAGAUGAAUAUGCCAAGUACUGCAUGGAGAUUCUGGGAAUUUCUGCAACCCCAGGGACAAACAUGCCGGCUACUUUUGGACAUUUGGCAGGUGGCUAUGAUGGCCAAUACUAUGGAUAUCUGUGGAGUGAAGUUUUUUCCAUGGAUAUUUUUUAUAGCUGCUUUAAAAAAGAAGGAAUAAUGAAUCCAAAGGCUGGAAUGAAAUACAGAAACCUUAUCCUGAAACCUGGAGGAUCUUUGGAUGGGAUGGAUAUACUCCAAAAUUUCUUACAGUGUAAACCAAACCAGAAAGCUUUCCUAUUGAGUAAGGGAUUGAAUAUUCAAUGAAGCAACUGAUCCUUUGGAAUGGUACAUCAGCAAGGUGGGCAUCUUGAAAUCUCAGUGUAUUUCAUGCCUUUCUUAGACAAUGUAUCACACAAGGGAAAACCAGUAACUUUUAGAUUUUUUUUUAAAUUAUUAUUGUAUAAAUAAACAAUUUGAUUUGAAGUCUCACAGGGCUACAAAACUUAACACAUUGUACAAACACAUUCUAAGAUACUGUGAUGAAAUUUGUAUAGUGAUUUUAUUUGUGAAUUGUUAUGAAAUUCUACAAAUUAAUCUAGGAAAAAUACUGACUUGUAUCUCUCUUAAAAGAGACAUGGUUGAAUUAUUCUUUAUGAAUUAAUUUAAAAAUGAGAAAAUACAUUCCCCAAAAUUAAAUAAUUGAUUAAUUUUUAUUCUACAGUUUCUUUUAUUGUACUGAUAGCUCACUAACAUCUACUGUCUAAAUUAAACGCUCUUUACUAUGAUUUGGGUUUAUCUUGCUUCCAGGCAGACGAUCCAAGAAUCAGACUUGGGAGAGGUGUUUUGCUCCUGAGGGUGUUAUUGGAUGAGAGAUUUGCAUUGAUGAAACCUUCAUCUUUUAUUUUUAUGUUAAACUAUCAUCAUGUACCAUGUAAUUUAAGAACUUCUUUCCUAAUUUCAGUUGUGUCUCCUGGGUUGGGUGAAACAGGUAAAGAAGCUAAGAUCCUUGCAGUUCUAUCAUUAUCUUCUAUUUUUGUUGAUAUAAAGCUUUAUUCUAGGUCACCAUCCUAGACUAGACUAGAAAGCAAUACUUGUACAAUUAUAAUAAUUUCAAUUGUUCUGUGAAGUCUUUCAUGAUAUGUAGAAAAAAAACAAUUUAUGUCUGAGGUAAAUUUUAAUAGAUCGUGAAAAUCAAUCCAAGAAUGGUAUCCAUGUGCCCUGAAUCUUAUUAGUAAUUCUUUCCAAGGUGGCAACCAGGAGAUGUUCCAAGAAAAGUCACAUAACUUAAUUAUUUUACAUGUUGAUGGAGAGCGUGACUGUAAGUUCAUGCAGUGGAUUGCAUUGCAGUUUCCUCCAAUAGAAAAUAACUACUUAUGCAAUUACCCAAAUAAAACCAUAGGCGCAGAGGCACUCAUUCUUGGACUAUAUAUAGGCAUCACCCUUAAUUUCCAGUUUUCCACUCCCAGCUUUUGGCAAACAGAGGCUAGGGACACGCAGAGCAUGGUGUUGUAUCCCUGCUUAUCCUGGCUAACAGCCAUUGAUGGACCUAUCUUCCAUGAACUUAUCUAGUUCUUUUUUGAACCCUGUUACAAUUUUGGCCUUUACAACAUCCCCUGGCAAAGAGUUCCACGUGUUGUCUGAGUGUU